Phragmites australis (common reed) is the source of this 2785-nucleotide messenger RNA. RefSeq names its product potassium transporter 21-like. Gene Ontology annotation, cellular component: membrane. The record is from RefSeq and is a predicted model, not a curated record. The transcript has 10 exons. Lineage: Eukaryota; Viridiplantae; Streptophyta; Magnoliopsida; Poales; Poaceae. Gene Ontology annotation, biological process: potassium ion transmembrane transport. The coding region runs from base 93 to 2501 and encodes 802 amino acids. Gene Ontology annotation, molecular function: potassium ion transmembrane transporter activity.
UGUAGAGAAGAAGCAAGUGCAUAACGACAUAUGCGACCUGCAAAUUAAGGAAGAUUCGAAGAGAGCAGUGUGUCCUUCACUCGUGAAUCGUGAUGUUUCCCGCUCCUGAGAGAGAUGGCCAGCUGGAGGUCGUCGACCUUGAGAGCGGUCUCGAUGAGGCGUCGAUAGUCGAUCGGCAGGACUCUUUGUUCCGGGAGGCGGUGAGAGGUGGUCACCAUGCCCGUGCAAGUGACUCUAAACAGGAUAGCUGGGGCAGGACGCUGACGCUGGCGUUUCAGUGCGUGGGGAUCCUGUACGGUGACAUCGGGACGUCGCCGUUAUAUGUGUACUCGACCACUUUCGACUACGGCAUUGGCCACCCCGAUGACAUCUUGGGGGUGCUCUCCCUCAUCAUCUACAGCUUCAUGCUCUUCACUGUCAUCAAGAUUGUCUUCGUCGCCCUCCACGCCAACGACGACGGGGAUGGCGGCACAUUUGCACUCUACUCACUGAUUUCGCGGUAUGCGAAGGUCAGUCUGAUCCCUAAUCAGCAAGCAGAAGAUCAACUGGUCUCGGGUUAUAACAAUCAUGGGAAGACGUCGACAACACUGAGGAGAGCCCAUUGGUUGAAGCAGUGGCUUGAGAAGAGCAAGUCAGCAAAGAUUUGGCUCUUCCUACUCACCAUCCUUGCAAUUGCGAUGGUCAUCAGCGACGCUGUUCUAACUCCUCCUAUUUCAGUACUGUCAGCUGUAGGUGGGUUGAAAGCAAAAGCACCUCAUUUGACAACAGAUCAAAUAGUAUGGAUCACCGUGGCAAUUUUGGUGGUGCUGUUUGCUAUCCAGCGCUUCGGAACCGACAAAGUUGGCUCCUCGUUUGCACCAAUCAUCCUGUUGUGGUUGCUUCUGAUUGGAGGAGUCGGACUCUAUAACCUGAUCAAAUACGAUGUCAGUGUGCUUAGGGCGUUCAACCCGAAAUACAUCAUUGACUAUUUCAGGAGAAACAAGAAAGACGGAUGGGUCUCGCUUGGUGAUAUUCUCCUUGUGUUCACUGGAACUGAAGCCCUCUUCGCUAAUCUGGGGUACUUCAGCAUUAAAUCAAUUCAGCUAAGUUUUAGCUUUGGAUUACUUCCGUCUAUAUUGCUAACUUACAUUGGGCAAGCGGCAUACCUGAGGAAGCACCCAGAGCAUUUUGCUGACGCUUUCUAUAGAUCAACUCCAAGCGCUCUGUUCUGGCCUACAUUUAUCUUGGCGAUUGCUGCAUCCAUCAUAGGAAGUCAAGCAAUGAUCUCGUGUGCCUUUGCAACUGUCUCACAUUUGCAAACACUCAGUUGCUUCCCAAGGGUUAGGAUAUUACACACAUCAAAGCGAUUUCCGGGCCAGCUGUACAUUCCUGAAGUUAACUUACUGCUGUGCAUAGCUGCUUGCCUCGUGACUAUCAGUUUCAAGACAACCACCAUCAUCGGAAAAGCACAUGAAAUCUGUGUCAUCCUUGUAAUGAUCAUCACGACACUACUGAUGACAAUUGUGAUGCUCUUGGUGUGGAAGAUCAAUAUUUUGUGGAUUGCACUCUUCUUCGUCAUCUUUGUUCCAACAGAGUCUAUCUACCUAUCAUCAGUGUUAUACAAGUUCACACAUGGGCCAUAUGUACCAGUGGCUAUGUCGGCAGUUUUAAUGGUGGUCAUGAUUGUCUGGCACUACGUGCAUGUAAAACGGUACAAGUAUGAGCUGAAGCACACCACAUCUCCUAACAAGGUGAAAGAAUUGCUUGAGUGUCAUGAUCUGAAGAGGGUUCCUGGAGUUGGGCUCUUCUACACUGAGCUGGUGCAGGGUAUCCCACCCAUAUUCCCUCACCUGAUUGAGAAGAUCCCAACAAUUCACUCGGUGCUUAUCUUCAUCUCUAUCAAGCGCCUGCACAUCCCCCACGUCGAUACCUCCGAGCGCUUCCUCUUCCGGCAAGUAGAGCCCAAGGUUUACAACGUGUUUCGCUGUGUUGCACGGUAUGGGUACCGUGACUCCCUUGAUGAGGCUAAGGAUUUUGUUGAUGCGCUUGUUGAGUGUCUCCAGUACUACAUACGUGAUGCCAAUCUCUACUCCGUGGAUGAGAUCCAAAAUAUUAGCUAUCCCAUUUCCCGUAAUCAGAGCUUUUCUCGGGACAAGCCUUCUGGACGGCAUGCAAUCCAUGCUGAGGAGAUGAUAACGCCAAUACAGUCCUUCUCCGAGCUCACAACAGUACAAAAUGGUGCAAGCAAUCGUCUACCACAGUUUCAGGCAUCGAGGAUGAAUAUAGCUGAGUUAGCGAAGAUAGAGGAGGAACAGAGGUUCAUCCAAAGAGAAACAGAGAAAGGAGUGGUGUACAUACUUGGAGAGAGUGAGGUGGUGGCAAGGCCUGAGUCAUCGCUCCUUAAGAAGAUUGUUGUCAACUACAUAUACUCCUUCCUAAGAAAGAACUUCAUGCAGGGAGAGAAGAUGUUAUCUAUUCCCCAUGGUAAAUUACUGAAAGUUGGGAUCUCAUAUGAAAUUUAGAUGGUUAGAAUAAUCAACAUUAGAUAAUGGCCUAUCGGUUUGAUGUUUCAUACUUUUAUAAAUGCCAAAUUGUCAAAAGAUUAGGAUACAUAUGAUGUAAGUGUAUGGUCAACGCUUGGGAGAUGGAUACACACACGCUGGGAUUUAUCUCGGUAAUAGUAGGAUCAAGUAACACAUAGAUGAGUUCACAGAGGACGCUAUGGUGCUGCACAUGGACAUAUUGUUGUUCAUGCGUGACAAGCUUUUGUGUUCUCUUGAAUAAUAUAUAUUUUUUUGUUAUCCUA